UGGCGGAGUGUCGCUCUCAGUGCCAGUGAGACAGGUCGUGUUUCUCGUUCCUCUACCUUUGUGUGUCUUGAUUAUCCAACUUGGCAGUGCCAGUGUUUUAUUUAACUCAUCGCCGUGACCUAUCGCAUCUCCUACGUGCUGUGACGUCGCCUGUGACAGCCAAAGAUCAUCCUUAAGAGCCGAGAGCGAAAGCAAGAUACUGUGAUGGCUGUUGGUGGAUAGACUAAACCCGCCGGCAGGGCGACCUGCAAAACCCACGCCCACUUAGUGUACGCCCACCUUCCCUCCUGACGCCCCCAGUCUCCCUACCAAGUGUUGUGCUCAGAACCCAUGAUCCAAAGUUCCGUGUUCUCAAAGUGAAGCAGAAAAAUGAAUAGUGAUUUAUAGUGAAUUAUAUGUGUUUGGAACCGACGAAGCCCCGUGAGAAAGUGUCGAGCUGCGCCGGGCUCUCGAGGCCUCGUGUGAGUGACCGGUGGUUGUGAAUGUUGGUUGUGCACGGGCGCGUGACGAGCGAGGGGAGCACACGGGCGGGGCAGUGCUAUAACCGCCUACGGGUGGAGUGCGAGGAGGCGUGCGUGACGGGUCGUGGGCGCGAGAGGUUGCUUUUCUCGAAGCCCUAGCUAUGCUCUCUGCGCCCGCCCCUUGAGCAGGCAUGGGUGGGUCACCAGCUGUGCUCCUGCUUACAUGAUGGGUAUAUUGGGCGUGUGAGAAAUUGGGCUGACGCGGGCGUGAGGGCCCCGUGGUGUGGGUGGGCAUGGCUCGGCGGGGCGGCGACGCGGCCAAGCAGGUGGUGGUGUCUGUGGUGGGCGUGUCGGGCGGCGAGAGGGAGAAGGGCGUGACGGGCCUGGGCAAGUCGUGCUUGUGCAACCGCUUCACCAAGCACCAGGCCGACCAGUACUACGUGGACCACAUCUCCGUUCUCUCGCAGACGGACUUCAGUGGUCGUGUGGUGAACAAUGACCACUUCUUGUACUGGGGUGAAGUGACCCGCACGGCUGACGAUGGCAUCGAAUUCAGCUUCCAGGUCAUUGAACAAACAGAGUUCAUUGAUGAUGCGUCGUUCAUGCCUUUUAAAGCUGGGAAAAUGGACCCAUACAUCAAGAGAUGUUGUGCUACAAAGAUACAGUCAGCAGAGAAACUUAUGUACAUUUGCAAGAACCAGCUAGCUGGGAAAAUGGACCCAUACAUCAAGAGAUUUGAAAAUGUCAAUGUAGACACUGCGUUUAUGACAUUAGCACAUUUGGUAGACAGAAAUCGAGGACGAAUUCGUAUUGUUCCCUUCUAUGAGGCAGCCAGACAUAGAAAGGAAAUUCUAGAUUUGGCGACAGAUGCCUUCCAAAGAUUAGUGCGCACUCAUGUUCUGGACUACCGGUCUGUAUGGGCCUCAACUAGUAAAAAACUUGCUCAAAGCCCUGAUUUUGUACACUAUGUGGACCUCUUUGGUAUGGACCAAGCGGCCAAACUGUUCCGUCGACACGUCAAGAAGCUCAAAGACGAAUACCUCCAGAGAAAAGUGGAGGCGUACAUGGACAUGCUGCCAUCCAUCCUGCGAGAAUUCUUCCCAGAUCUGCAAAGUUUGGAGGACGGGGAUUGGUUAAGUAUACAGCAGAGGAUAAGUGAACACCCGGACUUUGACCGCUAUUUCCUCCGCUGCAACAAAGAUAUCCCUUGGUCGGAAAACACUGACCUUUUAGAUUCAGCUGACACGCGUAUUCCCUUCGAUGUUCUCGACUCCAAUGAAGCAGAGACGGUGUUCAAGAAUCAUGUCAAUGCACUACAAGCAGAGUUAGAGAUGAGAGAGAUGCGAGACAAAUUCAAGAUUCUUCUGAUGGAGACUGGAUAUGUUACGCCUGGGAAGAGGCUCGACGAAGUGCGUGUCCUGUUUAUGGGUAGAGAAAGCUUUGACUCCCUCUCAGAACACGAUAGACAAUUUAUUUAUGAACAACACCAAAAGGACAUUACUGAAAAAGCAAGACAAAAUUUCCAUGAGUUGUUAUUAGAGCAGGCUGAACUUUUUUACCAUGUGAAGAGUCUUGCACCUACGGGCACUAUUACUCAAGAAGACAUUCGUGAAAUUACUCAAACAUUACAAGAAGACAGCAGAUACAAAGCUUUAGACAGGUUAGAGAGUGAGAGAACUUUACUGCUACUCCAACAUCUAGGUUUUGUCCAUUGUCCGAAAAAAGAACAUUGUCCAUCCUUCCCGAACUGUAUGGACUGCCUCAUUGAGAAGAUUAUUGCCAACAAAGCUGCCAGUAAUAGUCGUCCAGGUUCAGGUACAUGGAGUGGGAAGAAUCUGGAUUACGGAGUACGGAUGGAUUCUCAAGUGAAUUUGGUUCUUCUUGGCAACCACGGCCUAGCAGAAGACCUCCAGAAUGUUAUUCGGUCUGUUUGUGAAGACGAUGAAUUUGAACUCGACAAUCAGAUCUUCUCCUUAGACUACCGCAGCAUAGAUGGGGAUGUUUCACUGCCACAAAACUCCUUCAAGACCCCAGAAUUCUCUCCACAUGGUGUUGUAUGUGCAUACAGUAAUGAGGCAUCAUUGGAGUAUGUUAGAGAAUCAUUAGAAAAGUCACUCUUAACGCAACUGGAAAGUGAGGAAUCCACUCCAACUCCUCCCAUCACCGUCCUAUUUGCUCCUGACCCGGACCUGGACCACAAUGCAGCACAGCACCUGCAUGACGAGGGAGCAAAGUUGGCAGACAGUCCCCCUGGCAGCUUGCAAUGCACUUUCCUGGACGUUGGUCUGAGUGUUGGGGGCGGCGAAGGGCGGAGGUUCGACAGCAGUUUGGUCACGAAGGCGCUUCGCUCCUUAAUCACCAGUAUACAGCAUCGCAAUCACUCCCUCAAUAUCUUCAAUUCUGCAACAUUACCCAGAGAUUCACAGCCAGAUAUCAGAAUCAUAAUGUGCAUGUUAUGUGGAGACCCUUACUCAGUGGAGAAUGUGUUGAGCCCACUACUAAGUCACCAGUGGUGUAUUGUAACUGGCGAACAAUCCAUCUCACUACAAACAUUCCUAGAUGACUGCAAGCGUCGUGUGGAGGUAAUAGUGUCGUCCUACCAUGGUGCCAAUGCUUUCCGCGAAGAGUUGGUUCAUGGUUUCAUCCUUGUGUACUCCACCAAGCGCAAGGCUUCACUAGCUACACUCAGGGCAUUUUCUGCAAACAUUCCCAAUCUUCCUAUCCAGAUUCUGGCAAUGACGGACACGAGCAGUGCUUCUGCAUUUUUUGGAUCUGAUAUUUCACAACAACUGAUUACUGAGGGUAAUGCCAUAGCUGACAGACUACAGGCACAUUUUAUGACAUCUACUGCAACUUGUCAGCAAAAGACUGCUUUCUACACGCCAUUCUUCAAGGAGGUGUGGGACAAGAAACCAGAAAUUGAGCAGGCCUUCAACAUGGAGGAUCCCUCUGGCCUUGAUGACUCUGGGGAAGGCACGCUGGAGCGUCCACCCCAUCACCACCACAGGAGCAUCACGCUGCCACCACCAAGACGAAGCCUCCCACCCAGAUCCCAGUCUGCGGAAGGUUCAGAGAUCUACGAGACUGUGCCAACAGAUGUUUCUUUAGGGGAUGACCUGGAUGAGCCUCUCUCACCAGUAUUCCCAGAUGACCAGCCUCUCACACCUUCGGAUGACUCGGAUAUCUAUUCCCACAUUGAUAACGACGAAGAGGAACACCUCAUGAAACCCUCGCAACUCAAGAAGCAUCAGAGAUUUCAGCAAGAAUUAUUCCGUCAAUCAUAUCCGAGCACAGAAUCUCUGCCCACAACUGUGUCUUCCCGCUCCAAGGUUUCCACCCAACCCUCUGACCUGGAGCCCACGUACCCCCCCUUGCCACCAUACCCACCCCUACCUCCUUCGGCAUCUCCACCACCUUAUAGUUAUGUCACACGUGACCACUCCUUCGACGGUGGGAGUGGGGGACAGUACAACCAACGGGAUGGGGCUGCAUCCCCAUCCCAGCGUGACCGUCCCCCUCCCCCAUAUUCUUUUGCUCCACGCACCUUACCCCAUGACAUGAAUAAACCCCAGCCCGCCCCUAGACACCAGUUCUUUAAGGCAGAGAGUUUGACGCUAGACCAUGGGGCCUCUGACCGAGACUACCUCAUGAUACGAGAACGUGUGGACAGGGGCUGGGUGGAUGAAAGUGUAUGCUCCCGGCGGCACGAGGACUUCUGGGGUGAAGGCUACGGACCCCAGUCCUUUACCACUGGCCGACGUGGUAAACUCCCCCCACCUCCAACCAAGCCACGACCCAAGGCCAGCCAGACCCUCAAAACGUUCCAGACGCUGAGUGAGGCAGUAUGUCAGGUCACGAACAAGCAACCUGGCAAACUAAACCUUAAGGCCUAUAGCAACGUGACUGACGCAAUUGGCAAAAUAAACCUCAAAGAUGCGGGCCUACACUCUAAACUAACCAAAGUGGGGUCAGUGCACGCGCCCCUUGCCACCCCUGAGAAUAUGGACCUAGGCCCUGAUUACGCCGCUCAGGUCAAGGAUGCUGUGCCAGGCCUGUACUACGAGGCGGGAGACUAUGGCUAUUCCCGAGUGCAAGAAAUACCACAGGCUGUCAGCACCAAAACUCGAAGACAGCGAAGGGAGAAGGGGCGGCAAGCGUACUCGGACUCAGACUCCGAAUGGAGUUCCCUUGAGCGGCGGCGUAGUACAGAUUCCUACAAAGUCAACCGCAAAGCCGUGCCCAAGAGGAUGAAAAAGAAGCGCCUCCCGAUACCCGUAGCUGCCCCCCGUGUGCCCCCCCUUCCCUCCUUCUAUGUUGCCGAGGGAGGACCAGGCACUCGCUAUUCGGAUGAGAGGCUAUUGCUCGACCCCUGUGAGAAAGUGGUGAGUGGGUCAGCUUCGGAUGAUUCUGACGCCACAGACAGAGAGGACCCGGCUGCCGCGCGCUCCAAAUAUAAACCUCAGAAACGCUCAUUUCAAUUUAAAAAGAAGACGGGAGGCAGGGAAGGCGUGGCAGUGCGCCCCCCAGUGGUUCCCCCACUGCCCCCCACACACCCACCGCCCCACCCUCCUACCUCCCACCCACGCAUGGGGCUGGCUGCCACCCCCCACCACAACCCCCUCUCGUACCCAAUGGCCGCCCAGCUUCCCCCAGACACCGACUUAUUCUCCCCCUCAUUUGCCCCAGGCAAGCUAGAGGGUGACCACAUGUACCGCGUAAUCCCUGAGGAUGACUCCAGCUUAGAGGUGUCUUCCCCAAGGGACCAACAAUCUCCGAUCCUCCCCCCCGGAGCACCCCAGCGCAAGGAGACGGACAAAACAGCGCGUCGGAAGCAAGAGAAGUUGCGUUCGCGUGAAGAAGCAAGGCAACGUGAAGAAGAGCGUAAACGUGCAAAGGACGAAGAGAAGUUGAAGAAAGCAGCGGAGAAAGAGAAGGAAAGAGAGAAGAAGAAAGCAGCCAAGGGGUCCUCCAAGAGUGCAGCCAAGGGACCUCCUCAGCCGACCCUGGAGGACUUUGUCCAGAAUGCAGAGCGACCGGUGCCACUCUUCCUUGAGAAGUGUGUGGCAUUCAUAGAAGUUGAGGGACUCGAUUCUGAGGGAAUUUAUCGUGUUCCUGGCAACAAGGUCCAUGUGGAGCAGCUCACCACAAAGUUCAAAGAAGACAGCAGCGUGAACUUUGCUGAGCUAGACAUUCCAGUAAAUGCUGCUGCUACAGCUCUGAAAGACUACCUGAAACAGUUGCCACCAUUACUGCCACAGAACCAGCUCCUUGAGCUGACUACAAUUGCUAGUAAGUAUCUGAUACACAAACUUUUAACUUUUUUCCCCUCCAUUACCCUUUCCUUUUCCCUUCCUGUUUCCUUUGGUGCUAACGUUCGGUACGUCACUGUUGUAGCGUACUCGGACUCAGACUCCGAAUGGAGUUCCCUUGAGCGGCGGCGUAGUACAGAUUCCUACAAAGUCAACCGCAAAGCCGUGCCCAAGAGGAUGAAAAAGAAGCGCCUCCCGAUACCCGUAGCUGCCCCCCGUGUGCCCCCCCUUCCCUCCUUCUAUGUUGCCGAGGGAGGACCAGGCACUCGCUAUUCGGAUGAGAGGCUAUUGCUCGACCCCUGUGAGAAAGUGGUGAGUGGGUCAGCUUCGGAUGAUUCUGACGCCACAGACAGAGAGGACCCGGCUGCCGCGCGCUCCAAAUAUAAACCUCAGAAACGCUCAUUUCAAUUUAAAAAGAAGACGGGAGGCAGGGAAGGCGUGGCAGUGCGCCCCCCAGUGGUUCCCCCACUGCCCCCCACACACCCACCGCCCCACCCUCCUACCUCCCACCCACGCAUGGGGCUGGCUGCCACCCCCCACCACAACCCCCUCUCGUACCCAAUGGCCGCCCAGCUUCCCCCAGACACCGACUUAUUCUCCCCCUCAUUUGCCCCAGGCAAGCUAGAGGGUGACCACAUGUACCGCGUAAUCCCUGAGGAUGACUCCAGCUUAGAGGUGUCUUCCCCAAGGGACCAACAAUCUCCGAUCCUCCCCCCCGGAGCACCCCAGCGCAAGGAGACGGACAAAACAGCGCGUCGGAAGCAAGAGAAGUUGCGUUCGCGUGAAGAAGCAAGGCAACGUGAAGAAGAGCGUAAACGUGCAAAGGACGAAGAGAAGUUGAAGAAAGCAGCGGAGAAAGAGAAGGAAAGAGAGAAGAAGAAAGCAGCCAAGGGGUCCUCCAAGAGUGCAGCCAAGGGACCUCCUCAGCCGACCCUGGAGGACUUUGUCCAGAAUGCAGAGCGACCGGUGCCACUCUUCCUUGAGAAGUGUGUGGCAUUCAUAGAAGUUGAGGGACUCGAUUCUGAGGGAAUUUAUCGUGUUCCUGGCAACAAGGUCCAUGUGGAGCAGCUCACCACAAAGUUCAAAGAAGACAGCAGCGUGAACUUUGCUGAGCUAGACAUUCCAGUAAAUGCUGCUGCUACAGCUCUGAAAGACUACCUGAAACAGUUGCCACCAUUACUGCCACAGAACCAGCUCCUUGAGCUGACUACAAUUGCUAGUACAGGCAUUGGUGACCGCAGUCUAAGACUUUUGAGGCUGAAGGAGAUGCUAACAGGCCUCCCUUCAGUCAACUUCGAGGUUUUGAAGUUCAUUUUCCAGCACUUUGUCAGAGUUGCUGAAAACUGUAAAUUGAACUCCAUGGAUAGUAAAAACCUUGCCAUCUGCUGGUGGCCAACAUUGUUACACACACUGCAGUUUACAGACAUCAGUGAAUUUGAAUCUCAGCGUCCGCACAUCGAAGAUAUAAUUCAAACUAUGAUUGACCAAUUUCCUUUCCUAUUCCAAGGAAAAGAGGAUUAUGUCAUGGUCUGAUAUUAACCAGCGUUUUCCUGGUAAACAUAACUUCAUUUGUUUACAUUCAGCUGUGCUUUGGUCUGACAAAUCAAAGUGUGGCUCUUGAUAAACAAAAAAGGUUAUGUUUAGCAUGAAAACUUGACCCUAACUCCCCGCAGCCUCUGUUGCUGCAUGUCAUUUUCCCAUGAGCCAGGAGUGGUAGUGCCACAUUUGCCUCUGUGUGGCAUUUUCUGAUCACCAUGGCUCCUUCUGGUUGCUAACUUAGACGCUAACAGCCACAACUUGAUGGGGCAAUGCUUCAUGACAACAGAAACCUGGGUACUUAUCCCACAGUGGCAAGUGUAAUGAACUACAUGCCACUGUGGCAGUGUUAGGAGCAUUAAGUCAAUGUUGUGGCUCAGUGUUACUGUUGGCUGCCCUGAACUAUAUGCCAGUUCAGAAAGUGAUCAGUAUCCUAUUAUCUAAGACACACAAGUAGUGUGUGCUGUGUAUCAUAGAAAUGACAACCAAAGAAAAUUAUCUUCCAAUUUAGUGGAAUGAUAAAUAUGAUUGUGAUUAAAUCAAGCAAACUAGAUGAAUAUUAAAAAUAAAAAACAAAAAAAAAGUGUCAAAUUGUUGUAUCAGCAAUAUUGACUGUAGAUAUAAACUUGAGUCACCUUUCCAUUAAAAUAAGUCUCUUUUACUCUGCCAGAAGAAAACCACAGAAGUUCUGUAUGCAGAUGAAGGUUAUUAUGAUCAUAGUUUACCAAAUCUGACGAAUGAAUGUCUGUAGUGAGUGUUGUCAGGCCAGCAUUGAAACAGUAUUUUCCCUCUGGGAUUUUGAGAGAGAGAGAGAGAGAAAGAGAAAAAAAAAAACUUGUAGAACUAAAUGAUGAAAGGAAUAAAAUACAUUUUAUAGUAGAAAAACUAUUUCAGGAUUUUAGUGUUAUGAUAAACUAACAUUGGAUUGUUGACAAAUGUAAAUUAAUGCAGCUUACAGACUGUUAAAUGGUGAGUACUCUUCUCAUGAGCGUAGCAUACGAGUACUUAUGGAUAGCAUAAGAGGUAGCCUAAUGCCAGGCUGGAACUCAUGAGUUACAGCCAGAGCUUUUAGUCACAGAUUAAGCUCAUGUUCCAUGUUGUGUCUCCAGUACCAGACAAGAUGCCAGUACCUAUGUGGUAUCUGACAUUCCAGCCUGUCACACAGUUAUCGAGUGCCAUCAUGUAGAUUUGAUCAUUUUCAAAAGACUUGAUUAACAGUUUAAAAUAGAUUGUUUUUAUUGGGGUAAAGUUUAACCUGCAGCCUGGUGCUUUCUGAGCAGAGUCCAGCACAUACAAGGGAGUGAAAGUUCUUGCCCUGCCACAGUUGGUGCCACAGAGGAAGGGUUCCAUCAUGUCAGUACUUGGUAGAUGGAGCAGCAUCUUCUAAUGGCAGUGGCACGUGUUCCCUGGGAAGACAUUUCCCUCGCCGAAUUGUGUGUCGCUUCCCGGGAGGACUGUCACUCAGCACACAAUGUCUGGUGCCUCUCAGGGAGAAGUUUUGCCUCCCUGGUUAUAUCAGGUACCCCCAGCCCCUCCCAUCUACCCUUCCCCACUUCCCCUAGAGAAAGCUAGAAUUCCAACCCCAAUCCGCUGGAAUCAUUAAGGGUAACCCGUGGAGAGUUGCACUUGUCAGGCAGUGUCAGAUGAUCCCUAAGGGAGUUGCAGUGCAGUUCAGUUUAAGGAAAGAAUAAUCUUGGUGGUGGUGUCUGGUGCUUUUAUUAUAUCCAGUCACCUGGCACUCUGGAGGUGCCCCCUUAGGAGCAUCAUCUCACCAAAUUACUGGCAUUGUCGUGUGAAGUGAUCCCUCCUGUGGAUUUUCCAGUCCUUCCUGGGUAAAGUCCCAGCUCCCUGGCAGUGUGCAUCACUCUCAGGACAGUGUGGGUGGAGUCCCAUAGUCACAUGUAUUUACCUGCUGUGACAGGAGCUCACAUAUCAAAUUGUUGAGUCUGGUGGCGUUAAGCAUUCCAGUGUACAGCAGUGCUGCUUCUCACUUGUGGAUCAUCAUUUAAACGUUCUCAUAACGUUAGCAUCCUGCCAAGUUAUAUCAGCAUUUGCGAGGGGAAUCACUUUGUAACCUCAUUUUCAUUGCACAAGCACAUCAUCGAGUUGUGUCUGUGUACCUCCAGUGUUGCUACUGUAAAAGAGAUUGAUAUUUUGAUUAUUGUCUAGUGAUCUGGCUGGUCGUUAUAAUACAUUUACUCUAUUCAAAUUUAGGAAAUCAAUUUUUUUAUAUAUAUAUAUAUUUCCUGUUCUGUCCUAGGUUUUAAGUCAUUCUUAAGCAUUAGCCAUAGGUUUGUUCACAUCAUAGUUUUUAUUUCUAUGAACUCUAUAUACAAAGAUGUGUUCUCAAAUUGACCAAAAAAUGCUUUGUUUAAAUAUGUACAAUAAGUGACUCAUUGUGUGGGGUCAGUAUGAACUGACAUUAUUACCUGUAUGAAUGAUAGUGCCAUAGUGUGCGGCAAGGACAGCAAACAGUGCCAACGCCAUUGUCGACGUUCUGUCUCAUUGUCUUGCUAGUUGCUCCCUGUUCUUUAUUUUGUUACUUUGCCUUGUUUAGUGUUAGCCACGUGGCUGCCAAGUGGUACUAUGUGUGAACUUAGCGCUAUUCUGUGUCAUGCAGCGUCGAGUGGUGGCAGGAGCAAGAACAAGAUGAGACAAGGGCAAUGAUCCCCCACAAAUAUCAGCACAAAUUACAAAGAGUUUCUCCAGGAAGUAAGCUUCCAAAUUAGCUGGUGCCAGCUUCCCAGCACCACAGUUGGGUGCCAGAUGUACAGCCUAUUGCAUAAUAUCUUCCUUGCCUUGUUUUUUUGUAGUCAAGCAGAUAUAAUGAUUUCAUGUUGAAAGAAAAUUAAUAUUUAUUGUACUGAUAUGACUAAGGAAAUUCAUUUUGAAUCAGUAAUGAGGAUUUUUCUUUUUGGCAGUUUUACUGCUGAUAAGUGAUUGCUAUGUAUAGAUGUGUAUGGACUCAAGUUGUCAUUUGGGCAGUUUUGUAAAUUACAAAUUUUCCAAGAAAGUUUUUAUUUGAGUUUCAUGCAGUUCAUAAGAUCAGUGAAGGUCACUUCAUGUGGUAUGGUUUAUUACUUUUCCUUCUGUUUUAUAUUGAUUUUAUUAUAGUUUUUAAAACCUAACUACCUGCAUAUAUAUUUUUUUUAACAUGAGUGUAGGGACUGGUUAUAUUAUGUAACUUAAACAGCAAAUGCUAGUCAACAUGCCCUGCCCACUCGACAGCAUCAUGUAAAUUUAUUAAUGUAUUGCACUACAUAUUCUUGAAUUCAUUGUAUAAAGUCUUACAGCUAUACAGACUUGUACAGCAUAUGUGACGAGUGAGAGAUUCCAUGUACAGUGGACAGUGAAAGGAGUUUUGAGGGUAGUAUACUAUAUAAUGCAUAUUUGGAUUAGUAUACUACUAACUAUGAAUAAAAGGCAUUUGCAUUUGA
This is a messenger RNA of Penaeus indicus, 10743 nucleotides long. It is a transcript of the gene RhoGAPp190, whose product is annotated as rho GTPase-activating protein 190-like. Lineage: Eukaryota; Metazoa; Arthropoda; Malacostraca; Decapoda; Penaeidae. Bases 755 to 7303 code for a protein of 2182 amino acids. The transcript is spliced from 39 exons. Gene Ontology annotation, biological process: regulation of axonogenesis; regulation of cell size; Rho protein signal transduction. The record is from RefSeq and is a predicted model, not a curated record. Gene Ontology annotation, molecular function: GTPase activator activity. Gene Ontology annotation, cellular component: cytosol.